Messenger RNA from Xyrichtys novacula (pearly razorfish), 2744 nucleotides. The record is from the annotation of a GenBank genome assembly. Lineage: Eukaryota; Metazoa; Chordata; Actinopteri; Labriformes; Labridae.
AUGUGUGACGACGAUGAGACUACCGCCCUUGUGUGCGACAACGGCUCCGGCCUUGUGAAGGCUGGCUUCGCCGGAGACGAUGCCCCCAGGGCCGUGUUCCCCUCCAUCGUUGGCCGUCCCCGUCACCAGGUAAACAGCAGAGAAAAUACCAAUAGAAAACAUUGAGAGACUAAUUGAAAGCCUUAAAUUUGGAUUUGAAAGAAAUCAAAAUCUAUAUAGCCUAAUGACCUGAAUCACUGCCAAAUUAUUUUCACAUUUUUUAAAAGCUAAUUACGCAAACUAACGAAAAGUGGCCCAUCUUACAAGAUGGGACCUGAUCCAUUUUUACAGAUAUGACCAGCUGGAGUGACUAAGAUUCUCCUGUCUGAGUGUCAUAUUUCAGUCUUUUUAAAACAAAAUUCGUACAUUUUGAGCAACAAUAGCGAGGCAUUAUUUGGAGCCAUGUCUCUUUGGCUCCCUCUGCUUUACCAGAAGCGUGGCCUUUGACCUUUUGAGCCUAAAUUAGUCACAGAUGAACUGACAGUUGCGCUGUGUCUGUCUCUGUGCUCCAUGCAGUCACUUGGCACGUCUGCGCAUUGGCCAGCGUGCCUUUUGUCCCGCACUGUCAGUCAGGGAAAGUUCAUACCUAUAGUUGUUUACUUAAAGUAACCUUUCUAUUAUUUCUCUUUCUCUCCCACUUUCAGGGUGUCAUGGUCGGUAUGGGUCAGAAGGACUCCUACGUCGGCGAUGAGGCUCAGAGCAAGAGAGGUAUCCUGACUCUGAAGUACCCCAUCGAGCACGGCAUCAUCACUAACUGGGACGACAUGGAGAAGAUCUGGCAUCACACCUUCUACAAUGAGCUGAGAGUUGCCCCCGAGGAGCACCCCACCCUGCUCACUGAGGCCCCCCUGAACCCCAAGGCCAACAGAGAGAAGAUGACCCAGAUCAUGUUUGAGACCUUCAACGUCCCCGCCAUGUAUGUGGCCAUCCAGGCUGUGCUGUCCCUGUACGCUUCCGGCCGUACCACUGGUAAGAAAUGAUGACAACAAACAGCUGCCACCCACCAACAGAAACACAAACACAACUACCUAAACAAUAAUUAAACACACACAUAGAGGAUUUAAAUAGAGGAAAAUAAUACUUCAAACAGAUGUAACUGAUGACACUCUUAAAAAGUUGCUUCACAUAGUUCAACAUUUCCCUUUUAUCCAUUUUACGCACAACUUUUACGCACAGCCUACCAGCCUCUCUGGGACUGUUUAUGCUCAUUUGUGACCCGUGUUACAGACACAUUCACCUCAGUUUGUUAACACUUAUCCAAGUGCUCACUUUAGCCUCACUUUUACGCACAAGAGUGUAACGUUUCAGGUCUUUUGUCGCCCGGACUUUACUAAACUCUCACUUUGCCUCUCUUUAGGUAUUGUGCUGGAUGCUGGUGAUGGUGUGACCCACAACGUCCCAGUCUAUGAGGGUUACGCCCUGCCCCACGCCAUCAUGCGUCUGGACCUGGCUGGUCGCGAUCUGACCGACUACCUGAUGAAGAUCCUGACUGAGCGUGGCUACUCCUUCGUGACCACCGGUGAGGACUUCAGCCCACCCAAACAACAACAACAACAUACAUACAUAAGAGAAAGAAGCAAAAAGAAAAAUAGAAUUCACAAAUAGGCAUCAAAAUAUUAUAAUAUAGAUUCUACUUGCAGUUUGCAUAAAUUAGUAGUACAUAUGUGGAUCUUGAUUACCUGACCCAGUUUAAUGCUCUUUUUUUUUUUUACCAUACAGUAUUAUCACUCUGAGUAAUAGAGGCCUUGGACCAAAAUAUGUAAAUGUAAUGACACCCACCGUAAAAACCUAAUGUAACUGUGGGUUAAAGAUGGAUAAAAACUGUAUUCUGGAACAAGACAUUUCUGUUACCUAAAUUGUAGGCUACUGUUUAGACCACUUAAUCAGUCUGCCAUUACGCAUGCUGUGUCUGCUGUCUCCGCUGUUUAUCACUCCGAGUAACAAUUCAUCAACUUGUCUCCCUACAGCCGAGCGUGAGAUCGUGCGCGACAUCAAGGAGAAGCUGUGCUAUGUGGCUCUGGACUUCGAGAACGAGAUGGCCACCGCUGCCUCCUCCUCUUCCCUGGAGAAGAGCUACGAGCUUCCCGACGGUCAGGUCAUCACCAUCGGUAACGAGAGGUUCCGUUGCCCCGAGACCCUCUUCCAGCCUUCCUUCAUCGGUGAGUCACAUUAUCAUUUAUGUCCUCUGAUUAUGCGCAUCUCUUGAAAUACUUGUUAUCCUCAUCUGAAUACUUGUCCUUCUCACCUAACUAGGCAUGGAGUCUGCUGGUAUUCAUGAGACUGCCUACAACAGCAUCAUGAAGUGCGACAUUGACAUCCGUAAGGAUCUGUACGCCAACAAUGUGCUCUCCGGUGGUACCACCAUGUACCCUGGUAUUGCUGACCGUAUGCAGAAGGAGAUCACUGCCCUGGCCCCCAGCACCAUGAAGAUCAAGGUGAAUAUAAUGACAACAAAAACACUUCUACUCCUCCCUGAUUGAGAUGCUUGCGCACAAAUUACGCACAGGAACUUUGGCUGACACUUGACUGAUCAUUUCUCUCCUCUCCUCCCUCCUCUACAGAUCAUUGCUCCCCCCGAGAGGAAGUACUCCGUCUGGAUCGGUGGCUCCAUCCUGGCUUCCCUGUCCACCUUCCAGCAGAUGUGGAUCUCCAAGCAGGAGUACGACGAGGCUGGCCCCAGCAUUGUCCACAGGAAGUGCUUCUAA